Trichomonas vaginalis G3 is the source of this 1075-nucleotide messenger RNA. RefSeq names its product phage tail repeat-like family. The annotation marks the transcript as partial. NCBI's taxonomy places the organism in Eukaryota, Parabasalia, Trichomonadida, Trichomonadidae. The record is from RefSeq and is a predicted model, not a curated record. The transcript has a single exon.
AUGAAGAAGGCAGAUAAGAACCAUACACAUGAAUUCUUCACAACUGUUGGUAUAGAAAGUAUUGAAGGAACGGUUGAAGGAACUGGUGGGGAUGUAUUAUAUUGGAAACCUCCUAACUUUCCACAAGGUUUAACAUCGGAUGACGACAUAACGACGAUGAGAAACAUUAGAUGUAAAGAUGUUUAUGUCAUGAAGGAUGAACAUAAUAUUAAAUUCACUGCUCAAGAUUUAUAUGACAAGAAGGCAGAUAAAACAUAUGUUAACGAUGAGUUAAUGAAGAAAGCAGAUAAAACAUAUGUUAACGAAAUAUACCAAAGUUUGAUAGGAACAACAAAAAAUAUUGAAACUAUUGUUGGUGACUUUUCUGUCUAUGAAGAAAAUAAAUAUUUUAGAUGGCAGUUUGUACACUCCUUAAAAAAUGGUACACGGUGUAAACUCAUUCCGAAAAAUAACAAUGAAAUGUAUGUAGGUUAUAUAAAGAAUGAUGGUACACAAGUUAAAGUUCCAUUAGACAACAACUGUUACUUAAACUUAUAUGGAGACGAACAAAAGAAAUAUUUAAGAGUUUAUGAAAUGACAGAUAUGACAUUGUCUAACCUAGCUCCAGCACCAUAUUAUUAUGACUAUGGAGAUGAUGUCAGAACACCACAUGUAGAUGAACAAAAGCUAACAUUAUAUUUAGAUUAUUAUAGAUAUAAAAGAUAUAAUGCAAUAGAAAAAACGAGAAUAGUAUAUUAUUAUGAAGAUGACAGAAAUAAAUAUUAUAGUCAAGAUUUUACAUACCCUGAAAACAUAAGAUUAUAUUAUAAAAAAUAUUCUGACACAAACCAGAAGAAACCUGAAAUAGUUACACUAUAUUUUAAGUUCAAAAGAGACAAUCCUAUAAUAUCUCAUAUGUUUGAUUUAAUGAACCCAGUAGGUUCUAUUUAUACAUCUAUGGAUGCAAGAGGUCCUCAAGUAAUGUUUGGUGUUGGUGCAUGGGAACAAAUAGUCGACAGGUUUUUGUAUUGUGCAAACUCUUCAAAGGAAACAGGUGGAAGUAAAACGAUUUCAGGCGAAAAUUUACCUGCUCAUA